This is a messenger RNA of Salvia splendens (bonfire salvia), 1344 nucleotides long. RefSeq names its product post-GPI attachment to proteins factor 3. Gene Ontology annotation, cellular component: endoplasmic reticulum membrane. Gene Ontology annotation, biological process: GPI anchor biosynthetic process. The transcript has 5 exons. Bases 159 to 1187 code for a protein of 342 amino acids. The record is from RefSeq and is a predicted model, not a curated record. Lineage: Eukaryota; Viridiplantae; Streptophyta; Magnoliopsida; Lamiales; Lamiaceae. Gene Ontology annotation, molecular function: hydrolase activity, acting on ester bonds.
UCUUUUGUGUAUAAUCAUAGGAGCAGAAUUCGUUCCGAGUUAGUGGGAAGUUGAUCAAUCAAAAUCAAAUCUUGUAAAUCAAUUGAAUCUCUCAAUAAACGCAAUACGCUCUUUUCUUUUACUUUCGCUUCUUUCCCUUUCCUCUUUCAGCUCAUCUGAUGGCUUCGGGUUGGUUCCUUCCUUUUGCGGUUGCUCUCUCUUGCUUCUUUGGAUUGCUUCGUGGGAGCCCCGGCGAUGCCGAUUCCGUUUACCAGGCUUGCGUUCAGCAAUGCGAGAAGACUGGAUGUGUCGGGAACAAAUGUUUCCAACACUGUAAUUUUUACUCUAAUGAAAAUUCGACUGAUGGCCCGUGGUAUCUACAGGAGCCACUUUAUAUACAGUGGAAGCAAUGGGACUGCCUCAGUGACUGCCGAUAUCACUGCAUGCUCUCGAGAGAAGAAGAAAGGCAGAAACUUGGCCAAAGACCUGAAAAGUAUCAUGGCAAGUGGCCAAUCGAGCGCAUGUAUGGUAUCCAGGAGCCAGUUUCUGUGGCCCUCUCUGCUCUUAAUCUAGCCGUGCAGUUUCAUGGAUGGGUAUCGUUUUUCAUCCUCGUAAACUAUAAACUACCUUUUACACCAAAAAAGAAAACUUACUAUGACUAUACGGGCCUGUGGCAUGUAUAUGCUAUCUUCGCAAUGAAUUACUGGUUUUGGACCGCAGUUUUCCUCAGUCGAGAUGUUGAGCUGACUGAGAAGCUGCAUUACUCGUCUGCUGUGGCAUUACAGGGAUAUUCCCUUUUUCUAGCUCUAAUACGAGCUUUUGGAGUGAGACUUGAAGCGAUAAGGGUCAUGAUUGCAGCUCCGGUGUUUGGUAUUCUAACAACCCACAUAUUGUUUAUGAACUUCUACGAGUUUGACUACGGAUGGAACGCGAGAGUUUGUGCUGUAAUAAGCGCGCUACAGAUUGCAAUAUGGGCAGUGUGGGCAGCUCAAGCUCGUCAUCCUCAGCGGUGGAAGCUCUGGGUGGUUGUAUUUGGAGGGGCCAUUGCCAUGGUCGUAACACUUUACGACUUCCCCCCCUGGUGGGGGGUCUUGGAUGCUGGCGCUCUUUGGCAUGCAACGAUGAUUCCUCUUAGCUAUCUGUGGUGGAGUUUUGUAAAGGACGACAGCGUGUGGAUGACCUCACUCGCCAUCAACAAAAACAAAUGAAUGCAGAGGAAAUCUUUGUGAAUGUCUCAUAAACACAAUCAUAGGAUGAGAUAGCUCACAAGAGUUUGUAUUUAUUCGUCUUGUUUAUUAUGUAUGGUGCAUAAAGAUCGUGUUGCGUUUUAAUGGAUAAUUAGAGAUGAUUUUUUUUACUGCAAAA